Messenger RNA from Adineta steineri, 1836 nucleotides. The record is from the annotation of a GenBank genome assembly. Lineage: Eukaryota; Metazoa; Rotifera; Eurotatoria; Adinetida; Adinetidae.
AUGGGUGUAUUAUCAACUGGUCGUCCAUUAACUUGGAAUGAAAUUGUACCAUAUCGAUCAAUAUUAAAAAAUCAUGCACUUAAUGAUUUAAUUACAAUAUUAAAUAAACAUCGUCAUAGAACAAAUGAUGCUUUUCUUUGGGGUGAUGAAAUUGAAUAUUCAUUACUUCGUUUUGAUCAUAAAACAAAACGUGUCCAAUUAUUACUUAAAGCUGAUGAAAUUUUAUCCAAAUUUAAUCAAUUAGAUUCAAAUGAAUUAUCUUCAAUAAUGUUUCAUGCUGAAGAUUGUAAUUUUGUAAUCGAAGGAAUUCCAUCAAUACCUUAUGGUUCUUUUUUCUUUCAUUAUAAUAGAGUUGAAUCAAAUAUGAAAUUAAGACGUGAACAAGUUGAAAAAUUCCUUGAUAAAAAUGAAUAUAUCUUAACAAUAUCUGCAUUUCCAAGAUUAGGAUGUAAUCGAUGUACUUAUCCUGAAUAUGAAAGUGAUCCAGAACAUAGUUUUGAACAUUCAAUCUGUUGUUCAGAUCAUUAUAAAACACCAAAUUAUCCAAGAACAAUGUUUUUAAAUCAAAAUGUAGUUGAACGUCGUCAAUCGAAAGUAUCUGUUAAUGUCCCAAUUUUAAAAGAUACGAAUACAUCAAAUCCAUUUCGUGAUGAUUUUUCUUCAUAUGGUGUUUCGAAUUGGAAAGAUUAUGUAAAUAAUAAUCUUCAAGAUAAUUAUAUUCAUUUAGAUUCAUCAUCAAUUGGUUGGGGAUGUUGUUGUUUACAAGUUACACUUCAAGCUCAAUCAUUUGAUGAAAGUCUUUAUCUUUAUGAUCAAUUAAUACCACUUACAUCAAUAUUUUUAUCAUUAAGUACAUCAUGUCCAAUAUGGCGUGGAUAUUUAAGUAAUGUUGAUAGUCGAUGGAAUAUUCUUAGUUCGACAACUGAUGAUCGAACAAAAGAAGAAAUUGAAAAGAAGUUAUUAAAUUCAUCACGUUAUUCAUCUGUUCCUUGUUAUUUAUCUGAUUCAAGUGAUAUUUAUAAUGAUACGAAUUUAAAUAUUGAUCAAGAAGUUUAUCAAAUAUUAAUUCAAAAUAAUUGUCCAUCAACAGUUGCAAAACAUUUUGCACAUUUAUUUUUACGUGAUCCACUUUAUGUUACUGAUGAACAAGUUCAUCCAAAAGACAAUCCAUCAAAUAGAUUUGCUUUUGAGAAUCAAAAUUCAAUGGUCUGGAAUUCUCUUCGAUUUAAACCACCUGUAUCAGAAGAUUCAGCAUCAUUAGGUUGGCGUAUUGAAUUUCGUCCAAUGGAGUUACAAAUAACUGAUUUUGAAAAUGCAGCAUUAUCUGUAUUUUUGACUUUAUUAACACGAGCAAUUCUAUCUUAUAAUAUUGAUCUUCGAAUGCCUAUUUCUCUUGUUAAUGAAAAUAUGGAACGAGCUCAAAUGAAAAAUAAUAUUCAAACGAAUAAAUUUCAUUUUCCAACUCAAAUAUUUCAUGAUAGAAAUUGUAAAAAACAUGAAACUCGUGAAAUGUCAAUGGAUGAAAUCAUAAAUGGUUCAACUAAUUUUAUUGGUUUAAAAUCUUUAGUUGUUAAUUAUUUAAAUUCAUUUGAAGAUAUUGAUACAUCAACAAGACAAACGAUGGAUAAUUAUCUUCAAUUUAUUUCUCAACGUGCUAAUGGAACAAUAUUAACAAAUGCAAUGUGGAUAAGAGAAUAUGUUAAAAAUCAUCCAUUAUAUAAACAUGAUUCAAUAGUGAAUGAACAAAUUCAAUAUGAUUUAAUAUGGUUAAUUCAACAAAUAGCUAAUCAAAAACAAUCAGUUCCAAAUACUCAACCAUCAUAUAACAAACUUUAA